Aspergillus calidoustus is the source of this 1126-nucleotide messenger RNA. The record is from the annotation of a GenBank genome assembly. Lineage: Eukaryota; Fungi; Ascomycota; Eurotiomycetes; Eurotiales; Aspergillaceae.
AGCACUCCAUCUACUUUGCUGGGUACACUUCUGUUUCUGUCAUUUCGCGGCCUGCAUGGUAAAAAAUGCCCACCAAAUACGAAGCCGUCCAUACCUCUCCUUCCGGUCCGGGGGACGGUCGACCCACCGCGCUCCAAAUCGUUCAAGAUGAGAAGAUGACGGGCAAGCUGAUCGGAAAGACAGUGCUGAUAACUGGCUGCUCCUCAGGCAUCGGGGUAGAAACCGCCCGUGCCUUAUACAGCACCGGCGCAACCCUGUACCUCACUGCACGCAACAUCGCCAAACUACGCAGAGCCCUCGCAGAUAUCGUAGGUAACCAUCAGCGAGUUCACCUGCUGCAACUGGACCUCGACUCGCUAGACUCUGUUCGAGCCUGUGCCACGGAAUUUCUGGCGGCUAGCUCGCGCCUCAAUGUCCUGAUUCAAAACGCCGGCGUCAUGGCAUGCCCCGAGGGCCGGACCAAGGACGGGUACGAGCUCCACUUCGGCAUCAACCACUUGGCGCAUUUCCUCUUGUUCUACCUGCUAAAGGAUACACUGCUGGCCUCCGCGACGCUGGAGUUUGCUUCGCGCGUGGUGAUUCUCUCGUCUUCUGCGCAUCGGCUCACGACUAAACUUAAUUUCAACAAUAACGUAUCUCUACUCCCAGACGAAGAGGCCUAUGACCCAUGGAAAGCAUACAGCGCAAGCAAGCUCGCAAAUAUUUUCACGGCAAACGAAAUUGAGCGGCGCUACGGCGCCGCCAGCGGGGAAAGAGGACUUCUCCACGCCUAUAGUGUUCAUCCGGGGUCGAUCGUGACAGAGCUGGCGCGCCAUGUCUCUGUCGAGCAGCAGGCAGCGUGGGACCGGAACGAGACAGUGGCAAAGCUACGCAAGAAUGCGGAGCAAGGGGCAGCAACGACUGUUUGGGCGGCCAUAGCGCCGGAAUUAGAAGGUCGGGGAGGAGAGUAUCUGGAAAAUUGUGCUGUUGCUGGCCCGUGUGGCCCAGGGGCAGACAAGUAUGCGCCAGGGUAUGCGAUUUGGGCGCGAAAUAGUAGCGCAGAAGCGAGACUCUGGGCGAAGUCAGUGGAGCUGCUUGAUUUGGAAUGAGUAGUAGCUAGGUAUUUAGAUAAAUAAAUACAAGUGAU